AUGGGCUUCCUCGAGGCUCUGGCCCAUUAUGUCUCCGUCAAGGCAUUCGUCCUCGUCACAGUCGCCCUAUGGAUGGCCCGAAUAGCCAUCAACCGUAUAAGGGAACAUCGCAAGAUCAAGAGCAUCGGCAACUACGGCCAUACCCUCCAGCCUCGUCUACCAUUCGGCCUCGACUUCAUCUACUACGGCGUCCGCUCCACCAUCGCCCACAAGAACCUCGAGCUAUGGCGCGAUAUCUUCUUCGGCGGCGCCUCCUCCUCCCCCUCCCCCUCCUACACCUGCGAGAUGCGCAUCCUCAACGAGCGCGUCGUCCUCACCGCGGACCCCGAGAACGUCAAGGCCAUGCUGGCCACGCAGUUCCACGACUUCGGCAAGGGGCCCAACUUCAACAGGGAGUGGGCCGAGCUCCUCGGCGACAGCAUCUUCACCACCGACGGCGCCCAGUGGCACGACAGCCGGCAGCUCCUGAGGCCGCAGUUCACCAGGGUUCGCCUGAGCGACCUGCACUGCUUCGAGGCGCACAUCCAGGCGCUGUUCAAGGCCAUGGCCAACGGCGGGCCGUUGAACGGGGAGAACCAGGAGGUUGACCUCUCAGGGGCUGAUGGGCGACGGCUCGACAUCAGCGAGCUCUUCUACCGAUACACCCUCGACGUUGCCACCGACUUUCUGCUGGGCAGCGACGUCAAGUCCUUGUCAACCCCCAAGCAUGACAUCGCAGACGCCUUCGCCGAAGCCCAGCGCCUCCAAAACAUCAUGGUCCGCGCCUCCCGCCUGCGCUGGCUCACCCCCAAGGGCGCCUACCGCGCCCACAUCCGCACCAUCGACACCUUCGUCAACGGCUUCAUCCAGCGCGCCCUGCGCAUGAGCCCCGACGAGCUCGCCGCCCGCUCCGACGGCAGCAGCAGCAACAAGGGCGGCUACACCUUCUUGCACGCCCUCGCCGGCUUCACCCGCGACCCCAAGGUCCUGCGCGACCAGAUCCUCGCCGUCCUCAUCGCCGGCCGCGACACCACCGCCGCGACCAUGUCCUGGGCCAUCUACGAGCUGAGCCGCCACCCGCACGCCGUCCGCCGCCUGCGCACCGAGAUCCUCGAGACCGUCGGCCCCUAUGACGACGGCAACCGCCUGCCCACAUACGAGCACCUCAAGAACAUGCCCUACCUGCGCGCCGUCCUCAACGAGACGCUGCGCCUCUACCCCGCCGUCCCGUUCAACCUCCGCGUCGCCCUCAAGGACACGACGCUGCCCCGGGGCGGCGGGCCCGACGGCGCCGAGCCCCUGCCCGUCCUCAAGGGCACGAGGAUCGGGUAUUCGACCCUCGUCAUGCACCGCCGCCCCGACCUCUACCCGCCCGCCUCCGAGGCCUUCGCCGACCCGGCCGUCUUCAGCCCCGAGCGCUGGGCCGUCUGGCAUCCCCGGCCGCACGACUACAUCCCCUUCAACGCGGGCCCGCGCAUCUGCAUCGGCCAGCAGCUCGCGCUGACGGAGAUGAGCUACACGCUGUGUCGCAUCUUCCAGCGCUUUGAGCGCGUGCAGAGCUUCAUGGCGGAGAUUGACGGGGGGAACCCCUUGCUCAAGUCGGACAUUAUCCUGUCGCCGGGACACGGAGUGCAUGUGGCCUUUUGGGAGGCCAAGAAGGGAACGAACUGA
Messenger RNA from Trichoderma citrinoviride, 1650 nucleotides. RefSeq names its product cytochrome P450. Gene Ontology annotation, molecular function: oxidoreductase activity, acting on paired donors, with incorporation or reduction of molecular oxygen; heme binding; monooxygenase activity. The record is from RefSeq and is a predicted model, not a curated record. Bases 1 to 1650 code for a protein of 549 amino acids. The transcript has 3 exons. Lineage: Eukaryota; Fungi; Ascomycota; Sordariomycetes; Hypocreales; Hypocreaceae.